Messenger RNA from Adineta steineri, 3306 nucleotides. The record is from the annotation of a GenBank genome assembly. NCBI's taxonomy places the organism in Eukaryota, Metazoa, Rotifera, Eurotatoria, Adinetida, Adinetidae.
AUGUUUAAAAAGUUAAAAGAUAACUUAGCUACACAAGUUAAUAAAACAAAUCAAACAUUGUUUGCAUCAAUUCUACCAACAGAUUCUAUAUUAUCAACAAGAGAUUCAAAUAAUCGUACAUCUUCAAUUGCCAGUCAUGAUGAACAUGAGAAUAGUCGUUCUCGAUUAGAUUCUGCUUCAAGUGAUAUUAGUCAAACAACAGGUAGUAGCACAAGCUAUGCUUCUCCACCACGUCAAUUUGUACCACCAUCAGAUAUUGAAUCUGAAUAUGGUGGUGAUGAAAGUGAUCAUGAAACCAAUAAUAAAAUGCAAAAGUUACUCAGUAUUUAUAAAAAUAAAUUUUCUCAAUUAAAACAUGCUUAUGAUGAAGUUGAACGUGAAAAAGACAAUCUAAAAAAUGUUUUACAACAACAACAAGAUACACACAUUAAACACCGAGAAGCUUUACGUAAAAAAUUGAAACAAGAACAACAGGCUAGAGAACAAAUAGAAAGUAUAUAUUUAAAAGAAAUUAAAUUACGUGAUAGCAAAAUUGAAGAAUUUACUCAACAACUUACGGAACAUGAAAAAUUUGUUGAAUCGCUUCAAGGAGAAAUUAAAUUACGUGAUAGUAAAAUUGAACAAUUUACUCAGCAAUUUGCGGAACAUGAAAAACUUGUUCAAUCACUUAAAGGAGAAAAUGAAACGCUUCGUGAACAGAAUACUAAACGUGGUACAUUACUUGCUGAAUGUAAACAAAAAAUAGAUGCUCAUACUGAAAAACGAAAUGAUUUAGUAACAGAACGUGAUAAUCUUCUACAACAAUUAAAUGAAAAACAAACAAUUAUUGAAACAAUGAUGAAGAAUCAACCAGCUGAAGAUAUAUCAGUAGAAUCACUUAAAACUAACGAAAAUGUCGAUGUAGAACGUUUACAAGAACAAUUAGAAUCAACAAAUAUUCGUGUUCAACAACUUGAAGCCGAUCUUGAAUUAGCAAAACAACAACAGCAACCGAUCAAGUCUAAUUCCGAUGAAUAUCAACAAAAAUAUGAAGAUUUAUUAAUAAAAUUCAAUGAAAUUUCACUUAAUAAUGAGCAAAUACUUAAUGAUAAAUUAACUUUUGAACAAUCAAAUAAAGAAUUUCAAGAAUCACUUCUCAAAGAUAAACAACAAAUUGAAGAACUUACUACCGAAAUUGCAAUACUUAAAAAUAGUCUAUCUACAGAAAAUGAGACACAUCUCAAAUCAUACGAAGCACUUACUACUGAAUAUAAAAAUUUAAAAAAUGAAUUAGAUCAAAUGGCUCAGGAACGAACAAUGUAUAAAGAUAAAUAUGAAAAUACAGAUAAUGCAACCGAUCAAAUAAAUACUACUCUUACUAAAUUAGAACAUGAUUAUAGAGAAUCUACGGUAAAAUGUACUCAAUUAACUGAAAAACUUAAUACUCAACAUCAAGAACAUUUAGAAGAACUUGCUAAGCUUAAUAAUCAACAACAAAUUGAAUUGAACAAUAAAUUAAAAGAAUUACAAGAAGAAAAUAAUCGUAUUAUAUUAGAAAAAGAAAAUCAACAUAAAAAAGCAAUUGAAAUAUUAAAAAUGGAGAUUGUGAAUACUGAAAAAGAACAAAAUUCUGAAGAUGAAAAUAAAUUUCAAACUGAAAUUAAAAGAUUACAAGAGGAAAUAACUAAUCUAUCGUUACAAAUCAAUCAACAGAAAAAAGAAUUAGAAGAAAAAUCUUUUCAAAUUAAAGAAUUUGAAAAAUUAAAAAACGAAUCAACUUUAUCUCAAAUAGAAUUAAUCGAUGAAUGUAAUUCAUUAAAAGAACAAAAUAAACAAAUAACAAUAUUACAGCAAGAACUUGAUGAGAAAAAGAUGUACAUUCAAAGUAUUGAACAUCAACUUGAAGAAAAACAAAAUGAUAGCACGACUAUUGAACAAUUGAAAGCAACUAUUAAAGAACAUGAACAAAAUAUUCAAACAAAUCAAGCUAAUAAUCAACAUUUACUUGAACAAAAAGAUAAAGAGAUUGAUGCACUCAAACAAAAUCUUUCGAAUCAGCAAUCGUUAUAUGAUUCUUUGACAAAAGAAAAUCAACAAAUAGUCGAAGAUUUGAAUAAACAAAAAUUAAUAAUCAAUGAAAUUGAUAAUAUUCAACAACAAUUAAUUUCUCAACAGUCUCAAAUUAAUGAAAAAGAUGAACAACUAUCAAUACUCAAAACUAAACUUGAUGAACAACAAGAUUACAAUAAAAAAUAUUCCGAAUUAGAAAUUAAAUUGAAUAAUAUUCUUUCUGAAAAAGCUAUUCUUGAAAAUGAAUUAGAUAGCACACGUAUUCAAAUUCAAACUACUCAAUCAGCAUUAAACGAAACAACAAAUGUUAAUAUGAAACAAACUGAAGAAAAAAUCAAAGAACUUGAGACCCAAUGUGAUUCGUACCAAAAUGAAAUUGAAACAUUAAAAAGUGAAAUUGUUUCAUUAGUAAACAUUAACGAAGAAAAUACUCGUCGAAUUGAUGAAUUUGAUGAUGAAAAAUUUAAUUUUGAACAAGAAAUUAUUGAAAAAAAUCGACAAAUAACAGAAUCGAAUGAAAAAAUUGAAGAACUUGAAUCAAAUCUUAAACAAGCACAAGAAACAGGAGCUAAAUUACGUAAAGCAUUACAGAAAAUGAAAGAUUCAAUAACUAAUAAAGAACAAACAAAUAACCCAGAUACAGAAAUUCAAUUACAAAAAGUGACUGAUGAAUAUGAACAACGAUUAAAAGAACAAGAGAAAGAAUAUAAUACAAGAUUAAAAUUAAUGGCAAAAGAAAUGAAUGUACAAAUUGAAGAUAAAGAACAAACUUAUAAUCGACAAUUAAAUGAAUACAUUCAAAGAAGUCGUAAAAAUGAAAAUGAUCUUGUUCAUUCAUCAGAACAACAAGUAACCAGUGCUGAAGAACGAGCACUAAACGCUGAAAGAGAAAUGUCAAAAUUGCAAGAACAAUUAAAAGAGAAACAAUUAGAAAAUUAUCGAACUGUACAAGAUCUACAAAAUCAAAUACAAAAGCUUAUAAGACAAACUCCUGAAACAAUAAAUGAUGCCACUCAAACUUCAAUGGAAGAUCUUCAUCAAUCAAAUGGUGAUCAACAUUUGCUUAUAUUUGAACCAACGGAAGUUGAUUAUUUGAAGCAAAUUGUGCUUGCUUAUAUGACAGGAACAGAUAGAAUAACAAUGGCAAAAGUGAUAUGUGCUGUUCUUCGUUAUACAGAUAAUGAAACGAGCUUAGUAAUAGAACAAGAAAAACUUCGACAAUCUGUAAGUUAUUCAAAUAAAUAUUAUUUAAAUUAA